UGGAGAGGGCCAAAUGUGAACUGCGUUGACAGUACUGGAUACACUCCACUGCACCAUGCUGCUUUGAAUGGUCAUAAGGACGUUGUGGAAGUUCUGCUGAGGAACGACGCGCUGACCAACGUAGCAGACUGCAAAGGCUGCUACCCUCUGCACCUGGCCGCGUGGAAGGGCGAUGCAGACAUCGUGAAGCUCCUCAUCCACCAAGGACCUUCCCAUACCAAAGUGAAUGAGCAGAACAACGACAACGAGACGGCGCUGCACUGUGCCGCGCAGUACGGCCACACAGAGGUGGUGAAGGUCCUUCUGGAGGAGCUGACCGACCCCACCAUGCGCAAUAACAAGUUCGAGACUCCCCUGGACCUGGCCGCGCUCUACGGGAGGCUGGAAGUCGUGAAGAUGCUCUUGAACGCUCACCCCAACCUUUUGAGCUGCAACACGAAGAAACACACGCCCCUGCACUUGGCAGCUAGGAACGGUCACAAAACUGUAGUCCAUGUCCUCCUGGAUGCCGGCAUGGACAGCAACUAUCAGACUGAAAAAGGCAGUGCUUUGCACGAAGCUGCUUUGUUUGGCAAGACAGAUGUGGUACAAAUAUUGCUGGCUGCAGGUAUUGAUGUGAACAUAAAGGAUAACAGAGGCCUGACAGCUCUGGAUAUUGUGAGGGAGCUCCCUUCUCAGAAAAGCCAACACAUUGCAGCUCUUAUCGAAGAUUACACAGUUGGGAAGAAAAGUGCCAAAGCUGCAGAGAAGACUGUUCAAGCGCCGCUUGUUCCAGCCACCGAUCCUGUGUGCCGGCUAUCCCAGGGUGAUGUGGAGAAAGCUGUUACGGAGCUGAUCAUCGAUUUUGAUGUCAAUCCGGAAGAGGAGAGCCCGUACGAAGCUUUAUACAACGCGACGUCCUGCCACUCCCUGGACAGCCUGGCCAGUGGGAGAUCCUCAGAUCGAGAGUCUGUGAAUAAGGAGGUGGAGUCAGCCGGUCUGAAGGCAGCAGGAGUCAGGCCUAGAGAACGUCCCCCCCCGCCUGCCAAGCCUCCACCUGAUGAAGAGGAGGAUCAGCACGUGGAGAAGAUAGGCCAUGGUGCUCCCUGUGAGGCCUCUGGUACACGAGGAAAGAGCAGGGGAAGUGGAGCUGAGGAAGAGGAACACCCCUACGAGCUGCUGCUUACGGCAGAAACUAAGAAACCAGUUGCGGUGGAUAGGAAAACAAAAGACCACAGGAGGAGCAGUGGCAGCCCCAGCNNGGACUCUGCCGACGGCCAGGACAUCCAGGUUCCGGAGCAGUUUUCUGGGUUGCUUCACGGUUCUUCCCCGAUCUGUGAGAUAAGCGAGGACCCUUUCAGACUCGUUUCCUCCGUGGAGAAAGGAGGCGCGGAAGCUACAAGCCACCCACCUGCUAUGCAGCUGGAGGAUGCUGACUUACCUGCCUCUGGAUCAGUACGGACCAGCUCUCCGGACCAAAACCAGGCAGUGGUCUACGCAACCGUCCAGCACACGCACGUCAACCGGGCGGAUCCUGAAACUGUAGUCACGCCCCACGUGCUACAGCACCCCGGCGGUGCUGAGGAAGAGGGGGACCGAGCUGUGGGCAGAGCCCACCCGGGCAGCAAGCCCAAAGCCGAGCUUAAACUCAGCCGCAGCUUGUCCAAAUCGGACUCUGAUCUUCUGACCUGCUCUCCGACGGAGGACGAUGCCAUGGGGAGCCGGAGCGAAUCGCUCUCCAACUGCAGCACUGGGAAGAAGAGGCUGGAGAAGUCGCCAUCCUUCGCUUCUGAGUGGGAUGAG
Messenger RNA from Eurypyga helias (sunbittern), 1782 nucleotides. It is a transcript of the gene ANKS1A, whose product is annotated as ankyrin repeat and sterile alpha motif domain containing 1A. NCBI's taxonomy places the organism in Eukaryota, Metazoa, Chordata, Aves, Eurypygiformes, Eurypygidae. Gene Ontology annotation, cellular component: cytosol. The transcript has 11 exons. Gene Ontology annotation, molecular function: protein binding. The annotation marks the transcript as partial. The record is from RefSeq and is a predicted model, not a curated record.